This is a messenger RNA of Monopterus albus (swamp eel), 576 nucleotides long. Its product is annotated as caprin-2-like. The record is from RefSeq and is a predicted model, not a curated record. Lineage: Eukaryota; Metazoa; Chordata; Actinopteri; Synbranchiformes; Synbranchidae. The transcript has 3 exons. Gene Ontology annotation, biological process: maintenance of synapse structure. Gene Ontology annotation, molecular function: protein binding. Bases 1 to 576 code for a protein of 191 amino acids. Gene Ontology annotation, cellular component: synapse.
AUGAGAGCUUGUCUCGAGGACCAGGGCUCCUGUGGCUGCUGUUUGAUCCUGCAAGAGGUGAACAGGCUGCGGACAAACUUUAACACAACCCUGACAAAGCUGGAGAAGGAAUACUCGCUAAUAAAACAAAGACUCAACAAUACUGAAGCCAGCCGCAUCGCCUUCUCUGUCACUUUUACUGACACACGUUUCCUGUGCUACGGCCCCUUCCGUGAUGACAAGCCCAUCAUCUACAACAAUGUCUUCCUUAACCUGGGUGGUGGCUACAAUGUGGGGACUGGAAUCUUCACUGUUCCCCGCUCUGGUGUCUACACCAUCGCCAUCAGCAUUUACAGUGACGCUGGUGCUGCUGGCUCCCUCUUGGCCGCUUGUGCUAGUCUGCAGGUUAAUGGUCAGCUAGUGGCUGCAUCCACAGACAAGAAUAGUUAUGACCAAGAGGACAGUGCCACUAUUGUUGUGGUCCUGCAACUGAGGGCAGAGGACCAGGUGGCUGUCAACCUGCUUAAAGACUGUUUCCUCUGUGAUAACAGCCACUAUAACACUUUCAGUGCCUUUCUGCUUUAUGCUGCUGAAUAA